This is a messenger RNA of Hibiscus syriacus, 837 nucleotides long. RefSeq lists its product as uncharacterized. Gene Ontology annotation, biological process: positive regulation of growth. Bases 1 to 837 code for a protein of 278 amino acids. Lineage: Eukaryota; Viridiplantae; Streptophyta; Magnoliopsida; Malvales; Malvaceae. The record is from RefSeq and is a predicted model, not a curated record. The transcript is spliced from 2 exons.
AUGGUGUUGUCGCUCGUUGCUGAUGGCGGCUCUUUCUCCUCCAAGUCCACGCUUCAAAUCUUAGACUUGGAGGCGGCGAAAACUAUGUCUCGCCACGUCGCAUUGUAUAACUCUGUCUCCGAUGAUGAGUUCCUCAACCUCCGGCAAGGUCCCAUGAAGUCCCGCGGCGUGGCGUUUUUGAACUCCAUCGAUGAAGGCUAUCUUCUUGGACUUGCGUGUAAAGAGAAGCUCGAGGAUCUGGGUCAUGCCGUCGCUGUGGUUUCUCGUUUCAGUAAGAAAUGCAACGAUGAAGAACUCAACAGGUUCGAUAUCGUUUAUCAUUUCGGCCAUAAGAAACAAAAGGUUGAUACAUUCCGCUCCGGAGAACACCGUAGGAGCAGCGGGACUUGCGUUUCGUUACAGAACCUAAUUGUUACGGCGGAGAGAUGUUUCCACUCGACAACAAGCAUCGGCGACGAAGCACGAGAGAACAUGUUCGAGAUGUUGCCAAUAAGCCUGAAGCAAGUUUUGAGAAGGAAGCUGAAAGGCCAAUGGAGCAAGGAUAGCGAGGAGAGUGAUGGGGGACAAGGUUUGACACAUGGGUGGGAAGAGGCAUUGGAGGAUAUAAUAGGGUGGUUGGCACCAAUGGCGGUUGAUACGUUGAGAUGGCAGCAAGAGAGGGAGUUGGAGCAACAAGAACUGGAUGUGAGGCAGACGGUUUUGUUGUUGCAGACAUUGCAUUUCUCGGAUUUGGAGAAAACGGAGGUGGCGAUCGUGGAGGUUUUGGUAGGGUUGAGUUGUAUAUAUAGGUACGAGAAUCUGCGGGGGAGGCAUGUUGACGGUUGCCGUUGGUUAUAA